AUGUUUAUAAAUAGCGGUCAAGGGCGCGAUUAUCUUUGGAUUGGUAAUUUGCCGUAUGAGACGCAGGUGGAGGAUUUGUGGAAGUUGUUUGGGUCGGUAGGUGCGGUGGAGAGCAUAGAGUCGCACCGUGAUGCGAAGACGGGUCGAUCGACGGGGUGGGUCUUUUGUCAUUACCAAGACAUGGAGAGCGCGUCGGUGGCGAAGUCGUUGUUGAACGGGAUAUCUUACGGCGGGCGCACCCUGGCGGUGGAGUGGGCGGGCAACCGGGACGGCGAUGGGUUGGGCAUGCGGAGUCGGUGGCUGAGGCAGCAGACCGAGAUAGCGAGCAUGUCGGUAGCCGAGUUGCAGGACAUGGUCGCCGCUGUGGAAACGAUGCUGAACAAAAACGACACACUCAAGAAGACCAUCGUGGUCGAAAAACCUGAUGAAUGGGAAGCACUCAAGACAUGCCAAGCGGCCCUGACCGCCCUGCAAACGGAGGAAGCCGCUAACCCAAGCAAUUUGUAG
This is a messenger RNA of Gregarina niphandrodes, 507 nucleotides long. Its product is annotated as RNA recognition motif protein. Gene Ontology annotation, cellular component: mRNA cleavage and polyadenylation specificity factor complex. Lineage: Eukaryota; Apicomplexa; Conoidasida; Eugregarinorida; Gregarinidae. The transcript has 3 exons. Gene Ontology annotation, molecular function: mRNA binding. The record is from RefSeq and is a predicted model, not a curated record. Bases 1 to 507 code for a protein of 168 amino acids.